Neocloeon triangulifer is the source of this 1538-nucleotide messenger RNA. Its product is annotated as calcium and integrin-binding protein 1-like. The transcript is spliced from 6 exons. Gene Ontology annotation, molecular function: calcium ion binding. NCBI's taxonomy places the organism in Eukaryota, Metazoa, Arthropoda, Insecta, Ephemeroptera, Baetidae. The record is from RefSeq and is a predicted model, not a curated record. Bases 207 to 764 code for a protein of 185 amino acids.
UGUGCUCUUUGGUGGAGCUCGAUGCUCAAUCCGGUCUGUUUCUGGUACAGUCUUGUUCGGUGUAAAUAGCAACUUUUGAAGCAGAAACACCCACAUCAAUUUAUUGAUAAAAAUCAAAAGUCUUGAACACUUACAUUACUUUUUUCAAAGAUCUCGGCCCAAGGAACAAAUUAAGAAGAAUUUGUCAGCCAAAUACAUACACAUUAAUGAUGGGUCAAGGAAAUAGUCAGUUUUCUGACGAGGAACUUCAAGAUUACCAGGAUCUCACCUACUUCACUAAAAAGGAAGUUUUGAAAGCUCACCAGAAAUUCAAAGCGCUUGCACCGGAAAAAGUCGGUCACAAUCGAAAUGCAAAACUCCCGAUGUCGAAAAUAAUGACUUGCACAGAGCUGCGAGUAAAUCCAUUUAACGACAGAAUAUGCAAAGUGUUUAGCUCCAGCAGAGAUGGGGACUGCACCUUUGAAGAUUUUCUGGACAUGAUGUCCGUCUUCAGUGAAGCAGCGCCUCUCACCGUCAAAGCAGAAUAUGCUUUUCGCAUUUUUGAUUUUGAUGGAGACGAUAUGUUGGGAGUGGAUGAUCUUCAGCGAGUAAUCGAAAGGUUGACGGGGCCUCAGCAUCUCUCGGACAUUGACACAAAACAGUUGAUUCAAAACCUUUUGGAGGAGGCUGAUUUGGAUGAUGAUGGCUCUCUUUCCUAUGCAGAGUUUGAGCACAUCAUCUCUAAAAGUCCCGACUUCACCAGCACUUUCAGGAUUCGAUUGUAGGAGGUAGCGAAUCUCCUAAUUAAUUUGUGAUUGAUAUUAUUUACAAGACUUCGGACCAUCAUUUUUCAUGCGCUCAACAUUGUGCGUACAACGUCUAGUCUACAAUUGAUAAAUUAUGUUUCAUAGUGGUUUUUUAAUUUUUCCUGAGGUUAAAUUAAAAAUUAAUAUUUGAUCAAUAAUUUGCUGGCAGGCCAAAUCAGCCACGGGAAUAAGAUCAAAUUAUUUUCUCUAAAACUUGGAGUAAGAUGAAGAUUUUUAUGUUCGACGGAUUCUGAUAAAAUAUUUUGGUAUGUUUAAGUCAUCACAAAAAUUAUUGUUAUGUUAUGCGCCAUAAACAUCUACUUUUUAAUUGUGAUGCAUUUUUUUCUUUAGCUUAGAGGUAUUAAUGAAGUCAAUGAAGAAGCAGAUUAAGUUUAAAAAAAUUUGUGUAUUUUAUCCCUGCCAAAAAUACAAAGUAAUACCUCAUGCUAAUUUUAUUAUAAAUUGGUUCUCCCAAAUGCCGAAAAGCAUUCGUUUUAACACGCAUCACUUUAAUUUAUACAACAAAGUCAAAAAUUAUUUUCUUUAUAAUAUUAUAAUGAAGGUGACAAUGCUAGAAACAACUGCAAAAUUAGCAUAAUAUAUGUGAGAAUUAGUUAAAUUCACUUUUUAAUUUUUUUUUUAUAAAUUAUGAUAAAUCACUUCCUCAUUUCUUCAAUAUUAUUGAUAUUGUAUUGUUAACUGAUGUUAUAUGUAUUACAUAUAUUUAAGGCAAAAAUAAAAUUUAAAAAAAAC